AUGCCUUUUGGCCUGAAGAACGCCGGCGCGACGUAUCAGAGAGCCAUGAACCUGAUCUUCCACGACAUACUGGGAAAGGUGUUAGAGGUAUACAUUGAUGACGUAGUCGUCAAGUCUCAGAAGCGAGGGAGUCACAUCGCAGAUCUCAGGAAAGUGUUUGAGCGCAUGCGCCAACAUAAACUCAAAAUGAACCCGGCCAAGUGUGUGUUUGGAGUGUUAGCCGGAGACUUUCUGGGGUUUAUAGUCCACCAGCGAGGAAUUGAGGUCCCCGAGGACAAGGCAAGCGCAGUUAUUCAUGCAUCUCCCCCACGGACGAAGAAGGAAUUACAGCGUCUUUUGGGUAAGAUUAACUUUCUACGGCGUUUCAUCUCUAAUUCUGCAGGGAAAAUCCAGCCCUUCUCACCGUUGCUGGGACUACAAGGACAGAAUGAAUUUGUGUGGGAAUCCAAGCAUCAGGAGGCUUUCGAUAGUAUCAAGGCCUAUUUAGCAAGCCCACCAGUCUUGGUUCCCCCUAGACCCGGAGUCCCGUUAAAACUGUAUAUCUCAGCAGCCGCCGCCUCCAUUGGUAGCCUGCUCGCUCAGGACGAUGAGGACGGCAUCGAGCACGCUGUGUUUUAUCUCAGCCGUUAUGUACCCCAGAAGGCGGUCAAAGGGCAGGCUAUCGCAGACUUUCUAGCACAUCAUCCCCAGCUAGAAAUACCCGUACUGAAAGAGCUAGAAAUUGCCUGCAACGCCACGACUCGACCAGAUAAAGCAUACAUUCCUGAAUACGAGGUCUGGUAUCAGGCUACUAUUUUUCUACAACCCUGGGUGUUAUUCUUUGAUGGCUCACGAACAGAUGCUCUGGCCGGCGCAGGGAUUGUUUUGGAGAAUCCUGCCGGUGACCGUUUCUCUUAUUCUUUCCAGUUCACGUUCCAAUGUACUAAUAAUCAGGCUGAAUAUGAAGCUCUCAUCAUUGGACUCGAAGUCCUGUUGGAAAUGGGCGUCCGGGACGUUCAGAUUCGCGGAGAUUCUCAGCUCGUGAUCAAUCAGCUUCUGGAAAAAUAUCGCUGUACGAGUUGGCUGCUCAUCCCCUACUUGAGCCGCGCCAUUGAGCUUCUAGACCAAUUUACAGAUGUUGGUAUGGAACAUAUACCACGUGAACGUAACUUUGCUGCCAAUGAGCUCGCUCAGCUGGCUACAGGCAUUAGCUUGAAAUACGGCGUGCGCGAGCGCAUUCUGAAGGUUGAGCGCCGUACACUACCUUCGUGGCUUGCUCGCCCUGAUCCUCCAGAUGAGCCCGUGGUUGCGGUACUCGAGCCCAUUGAUGUUGAUUGGCGGAUCCCACUGGUUGAAUACCUCAAACGACCAGACUCCAGCGCUGAUAGGAAAAUUCGUUUCCUCGCAUUGAAUUACUUCCUUAGAGGUGAUGAACUGCGCAGACGUGGCGAAGAUGGUAUAGAUUUUCGAUGCGUCUACGGUCGCGAAGCCAAAAGAUUGAUGCGCGAGGUGCACACGGGGAUAUGUGGAUCUCAUCAAGCCGGACCUAAGAUGCGUUGGCUCCUCAGACGUCAUGGUUAUUAUUGGCCCAGCAUUUUGAAGGAUUGUAUUGCAUUCGCCAAAGGCUGUGCGGAUUGUCAAGCACACGGUCCUGUCCAGCAUCACAAGUUUAUCAUUGUCGCCACUGAUUACUUCACGAAAUGGGUUGAAGCAGAACCUCUAAAGGAGGCCUCCGGCACUACCAUUCGCCAGUUUAUUUUCCGUAAUAUUCUCUGCAGGUUUGGCAUACCUGAAGUGCUGGUGUCGGACAGGGGGCAGCGUUCAUGGGAGGCCCCGUUGAAGAGCUGGUGCAUGACUUUGGCAUUCAGUUCACCCAUAGUACUCCAUAUUAUGCUCAAUCUAAUGGCCAGGCGGAGGCAAGCAACAAGAUAA
This is a messenger RNA of Rosa chinensis, 1911 nucleotides long. RefSeq lists its product as uncharacterized. The coding region runs from base 1 to 1911 and encodes 636 amino acids. The record is from RefSeq and is a predicted model, not a curated record. Gene Ontology annotation, molecular function: RNA-DNA hybrid ribonuclease activity; nucleic acid binding. The transcript is spliced from 3 exons. Lineage: Eukaryota; Viridiplantae; Streptophyta; Magnoliopsida; Rosales; Rosaceae.